UACUUCUUAUGAUGGAGGAGUAUCUGUUGAGAAUUCCUCUGGAUUUGAGAUAUUCUUCAUGUGCUGUUCAGUCAAAGAUGACUACUAGUGCAAAUGGUGAUCCACCAGAGGAAGAGCCUCUGUUUAAGGCUGUUACAGAUGCUAUAAAUGAAGAUGAUGUGCAUCAUGCUUUGAAGGAUAAUAUCUGUGAUGUAUUGAAUAGUGUGCUGAGUUGCACAUAUUCGAGAGCUCCUGGUGUACCUGAUUUCAACUGUUUUAGAAAUGAAACACUGAUAUUAGUGGUUGAAGCCAAACGGAACUGUGUAUUAGAAAGUAUGGGUAAUCAAACAUUGUCAGAGUUCUAUAAAAAAGAUAAAAAAGCCAAGACAAUUGUCCAACAAAUUUAUAACUAUAUGACGGGGAAUGAGUUAAAUUCGUCGGCAUCUCCAUUGGUGCUAAAGGCAUGGGCAUAUCUAGUGCAACGUGCUGAAAAGGACCAUUAUUCACCCAACACACUCCUUAUUAAUGUGAAGAACGAAUCGCAAUCUGGAAAUCAAAGUCAGGACACUACUACUACGCACCGUUAUAGUCUUAGGGACAGAACUUCUUCGAAAAGCACAAGCUCAAAAACAUCCC
Paraglomus occultum is the source of this 615-nucleotide messenger RNA. The record is from the annotation of a GenBank genome assembly. NCBI's taxonomy places the organism in Eukaryota, Fungi, Glomeromycota, Glomeromycetes, Paraglomerales, Paraglomeraceae.